AUACGGAUCGAUUGUGUUGGUUGGGAAUUGGGAUUAAUUUCAGGAGUGGAGUCAUUUUCUUCCCUUGCCCGAUCUCUCUAUCUCAAGCUGUCAGCAAUGGCUUCCAACGGCUUCGGCGGUGGAGAAUCUUUCUCUCCUUCAGCUCCGCCCUUACCCGCCACAGAUGAGCCCUGCUUGGCCCACCCAUACCAUCCCCCAUCAGCCCUCCAUCCCCCGACGACAACUCACUCCGUUCCUAGUUACGCUCCGGAAACUUACUCCGUUCCAAGCUAUGCUCCUCCGGCAACUCCGUCUCUGCAACAGAGUAGCAGCAAUUACGGGCCGAGUCCGUCCCAUGGCUACGACUCGUACAGUGCUUUUCCUCCUGGCACUCACCCGGAUGUCAUUCGGAGCUUUCAAAUGGCGGAUUUGGAUCAUAGCGGGUUAAUUGAAGACAAGGAGCUUCUACAGGCCCUCUCUACGGGUUACCAGAAAUUCAGUCUCAGGACAAUUCGAUUGCUCAUCUCUCUCUUUAAGAACCCUAGUGAAUCUUCUCUCAGGAUCGGUGCCUUAUCUGGAGUCUGAAUUUAUUUAGUUCAUACUUCAAUUACUUCUUUAUUUUUAUUGAAUAGAUCACAUUUUCAUGUGACUACUGCUAAUUUCUUUUGGUUUUGGUGAACAGGGCCUAGGGAAUUUGCUGGUUUGUGGAGUUUGUAGAAAACUGAUAGGAAGAACACAUUGGUAUGCAGAAUAGAAUUUUUAUUGAUGUAAAAACUGUACAGGAAUAUUUGUGUUCACUAAAUAUAUAUAGAGAACAGACCAACAUGACUUUUACUAACCAACACAACUAUUACAAACCAACACACCUAUUAACAAUAGAAACUACCCAUAACUGCCUUUUAGAAACUGCCCUAUUGUUUUUUAUUUAAAUUAAUUAAAUAUGUAAAACACACUAAACGACACCACACUAA
This is a messenger RNA of Cuscuta campestris, 950 nucleotides long. NCBI's taxonomy places the organism in Eukaryota, Viridiplantae, Streptophyta, Magnoliopsida, Solanales, Convolvulaceae. The record is from the annotation of a GenBank genome assembly.